AGACGAAUUACGAACCAACUCCAAACAGGCCAUGCCCUUUGGCGACAUUUGCGCAAACUAUGUAAGUGGUCUUCUCGUAUAUUGUAUUGCAGAAGAACGUCAAAUCACCAUAGAAAAGGAAAUAAACCAAUAAUAAGAAUCCUCUUUUUUCUUCCAACACAACGAAACAUUGGAUCCAAUUUGUUUGUUUCAAUUAGAUGGCGAAAUUUGAAUGCUACAGAAAGUAUCUGAUGGAACACGGAGAAGCCCAAAAACUGCACGGCAAAGAGUUCAAAAGCAAUCAAAACUAUCGCCGUCUUCUUCUCAAAGCUCAAGACCAUCCUCAAUUCAAGAAGCGACGCUUGGAAGACAUCAUUGUAGAACCCGUGCAACGCAUCAGUCGUUACUCCAUGAUGCUCAAAGACCUUUUGCGUCUGACACCAAAAUCGCAUCCAGAUUUUGAGGGCUUAACGACAGCCUACAAGAAAUCACAGGAAAUAGCUUCCAUGGCCGAUGACCAUCCUACCAAACUCGCUACCAUGUUUCUCAACAUGUACAGCAUCAUCAAAGACUCACCGUGUUCAUUGAUCAACCAAAACCGCGCGCUUAUUGCCCAUUUGGACGCCUUGGAAAUUCAUAGAACAAGCAAUCGGGUUACACGAGCUGUCACACUUUUUUUGUUCACGGACAAAAUUAUGAUUGCUAGUCGUCCUUCGAUGGAGUGCAAAGGCAGUGAUCUUUGUGCAUUGGCGGAUACGGAUAUCAUCACCUCCAAGAAAUUGGAAAGGGUCAUUCGCAAAGACUCUUGUUGGAAAUUCAAAGGUUGGGCCGAUAUAGAGCAAGUUGAAAUAUUUGGUGGCACCUCGGGUAGGUUUUGCUUUGUCGAUCUAUCCGGUUUUUUCUUUCUCAUUUUCGGAGUUUUCAUUUCUUCAUGUGGUACUUUGAUUCUACCUCUUAGCCCGACCGGCAUCUUUCCUAUUACGCGCUUCAUCCGUUCAACAACAGCAUGGGUAUGAUCCACUCUCCACCGUCACUUCCUUUGAAAAAUAUUUUCAUAAAGGCGCUCGCUUUUAUUCAGCCAUGGUGCCAAAGGAGCACUUUGGUAAACGGGAGACACAACAAACCUAUAUCCAGAAAACACGCGAUUUUAUAGCCAGUUAUC
Molecule: messenger RNA, 1141 nt
Organism: Radiomyces spectabilis
Lineage: Eukaryota; Fungi; Mucoromycota; Mucoromycetes; Mucorales; Radiomycetaceae
Product: Dbl homology domain-containing protein
Exons: 3
Coding region: 198-995 (265 amino acids)
Molecular function (GO): guanyl-nucleotide exchange factor activity
Source: RefSeq, a predicted model, not a curated record